Molecule: messenger RNA, 3480 nt
Organism: Canis lupus familiaris (dog)
Lineage: Eukaryota; Metazoa; Chordata; Mammalia; Carnivora; Canidae
Gene: FAM81A
Product: family with sequence similarity 81 member A
Exons: 9
Coding region: 139-1245 (368 amino acids)
Source: RefSeq, a predicted model, not a curated record
GCCGCACCCAGCCGCGCCCGCGAGGACAUGGGCAGCCGCGCCGCGCCCGCCCCCCGCGCCGAUGUGAAUUAUUAAAAAGAAAAUGGCCCAACGGAGCACUGUAUUUCCUUCUCUCGUCACCGAGGAAAGGUAUAAUAUAUGGAAAAUAUGCAUCUAAGGCGAGUUAGAACCAUGCCCCGACAUAGCCAGUCCCUGACCAUGGCACCAUACUCAUCUGUAAGCCUAGUGGAACAACUGGAAGAUAGGAUCCUCUGCCACGAGAAAACAACUGCAGCCCUUGUGGAGCACGCCUUCCGGAUUAAAGACGACAUCGUCAGCAGUUUGCAGAAAAUGCAAAACAAAGGCGGAGGUGACCGCUUGGCCAGGCUUUUCUUGGAGGAGCACAUCAGAAACAUAACUGCCAUAGUGAAGCAACUCAAUCGGGAUAUUGAGGUACUCCAGGAGCAGAUCCGGGCCCGGGACAACAUCAGCUAUGGAACUAAUUCUGCCUUAAAGACUUUGGAGAUGCGUCAGCUCUCUGGUUUGGGAGACCUUCGGGGAAGAGUGGCAAGAUGUGAUGCCAGCAUAGCCAGACUCUCUGCAGAGCACAAAACAACUUACGAGGGGCUCCAGCACUUGAACAAAGAACAGCAGGCGGCCAAACUUAUCUUGGAGACGAAAAUCAAAGACGCAGAGGGACAGAUUUCUCAGCUUUUGAACAGAGUGGACUUGUCAAUAUCAGAGCAAAGCACCAAACUGAAGAUGUCCCACAGAGACAGUAACCACCAGCUUCAGCUUUUGGAUACGAAAUUUAAAGGGACAAUUGAGGAACUCAGUAAUGAGAUUUUAUCUGCACGGAAUUGGUUGCAACAGGAACAAGAACGGAUAGAGAAAGAACUCUUACAGAAAAUUGAUCAGCUUUCCUUGGUUGUGAAGGAAAACAGUGGAGCCAGUGAAAGGGACAUGGAGAAGAAGCUCAGCCAGAUGUCAGCCAGGCUGGACAAAAUAGAAGAGAGUCAGAAGAAGAACAUGGAAGUGCAGAGAACAAAACAAGAAGAGGAGAGGGUGCACGGGCGCAUCAGCAAGCUGGAGUUACAGAUGAAUGAGGAUAUGAAGGAGAUGAAGGCAGAAGUUGACGCUGGGUUUACAGCCAUCUAUGAAAGCAUAGGAUCCCUCAGGCAAGUUCUUGAAGCCAAGAUGAAGUUGGACAAGGACCAGCUACUGAAGCAAAUCCAGCAGAUGCAGAAGCCAGAAGCUCCCCUGUGAAGGGAGCCAGGACCAGGACCUCAGAAGGGGUUUUGCCAGUGGGGCUAGAGCUGGAUACCUCUGUAGCCAGGCUGUCACCGCAUUCAGGAUUGUUCUACUCAUGGCGUGCAUGUGCCAAGCAAUGUUUUUUCAUGGGUCUAAAUGUUUACCUUGAGUCUCGAAAACACUUUCUUUAAAAGUAUUAAGUACAAUUUUUACCACUCUAUUCCAUUUCUCUAAAUUCAAUGGAAUAUCCUCCCUGCCCCUUGAUUGGGAAAGGCUUCUAUUCCCUUCAUUUUAUGAAUGAAAAGACUUAACAACUUUCCUUCAAUGCUUGACGCUCUAGCCAAGACUUUACUAUUUUGAAAAAUGUCAUGGUGAUUUUUUUUUAAAUUAAGAAACAAAUGAAUUGUCACAGGAAUGUGUUGCUCCUCACCCUAAAUUAAGAGAAUGUCCUGGUAGAUUAGAAUUCAAACUUUUAGUCCAUAUUUGGAUUUUAUUACUGUUAAUCUGUGCAUUUCUUAUAUGGUUAUCUUCUUGUAAAUCUUCUGUCUUUUGUAGGGAGAAGGGAUUUAACUUUUGGAAAACCACCCCCCCCCACACACGCACAUACCAUUUAUGUAAUGGAAAUAGCUUCAAAAUUGAUAAAACUGCCAUAUACAUUGCAAAUUAAAAUGGAAACUUAAGACAAUUAUCUAGAUAAUGCAAGGCACAAUGUCUACAUCAACCACCUAGUUAUACCAGGUUUUAAUAUUGAAAACUUUUUUCAAUUAUCCACAGCCUGUAUAGUGAUAGCCAUAUAUUUAAUAAUGGAAUGGUGGUUAAUAGUCUGUUUAUUGCACAAUUAAUUGUUUGUUAAUCAUAAUAGGAUGUGAGAAUUUUUCAGGCUUUAUGAUCUCUUCUCUAAAUGUUUCCAAAAUUGGCACAAAGUGCUAACUAAGGUUUAUAUACACUUAUUGUAACUGUAUUCUUGUGCCUUGGUUUUACCACGUCAAUGCACUGUAUCCUAUAAAAGUUUUACAGACAAAAUAGAAGGCAUGAUAAUACAUCAGAAUUAUGAUGUAAAAAUGGGAUCCUAUGUAAUUUUUAAAUGUUCUAAAAAUUUUAUCACUGUUAAGACAUUGAUCAUUCAGUAUUAUUAAUGAAAUAGAAAUUCAUACUUUUGUAUGGACAGAGAAUCAAAUUGAUAUUGCAUUUAUAACAUUGUCAAGAAACUUUCAUUUUGAGCAGCUUUGUAGAUGAUGGGUGUUUUCUUUUCAAUCGCCAUAUUUGAUUAAUCAUUGAAAAUUGGCACCAGUGAAAUUGUUCACCUGUGUAUGUACAAACCAAUGGUGAGACACACUGUUCUAAACUGUGAGGGUGCCCAAGAAAAGGAAAACAAUUCUUUAAAAAUUAAAAAAAAUUGUUUUUUGUUUGCCAAGGACUCAGGAAAAUUAAAGCAUUUUCUAUUUUUAGGAUAAAUCAUAAAUGAGAUAUAUAACUGGCUAUUACUGUUUACCCAUUUAAAAUAUGCUGCUAAAGUAUAUAAUAUUUUACCUUCAAUGGCUGGACACAUUUUUUUUUUAAUUUGGACCUGAGAAAUCAUAUAAGGAAUGUGUCAUCCAACAUAUAUUUCCUUAUUUUGUCAUAAAUCUUUGCAUCUCUAUAUAGGAAAACUAUUUCCACUUAACAAUGAAAAACAAAGGUUCAUGCUCUUUUCCAAUCAGAAAGUGAAUUUUUUUUUAUGGUGGAGUAACCACAUUUAACCCAGUUUUCCCUGUUGAAGCACAAGCCACAGCACAGAGAGUUAUGCCCCCUCCAAUGUCCUUCUCUGUGGUCUCGUGAGGAGGAAGAACCAGCAUAUGGGACUCCUGGGGAGAGCGGGAUAGCUGGACUCGGGUCAGGGGGUGACAGGAACAGGUGGCGGUUGGCCGUCCACUGAAAUUGCUCAGGUGCUUCUGACGCUGCCAACCUGCUGUCAUGAGCUCCAGCAGGGGUUCUCCACUCUGACAACAUGUUGGAGUCACCUGGGGAGUUCAGAAAGCUACCAGUGCCCAGGCUGUCCCCUUGACCAAUGAAACCAGAACCUCUGGGAGGUGGGACACAGGACAGGCAUCAGUAGGUACCAGAGGCCCCAGGGGGAUGUCAGGGGCUGCUGAGGUUGUAAGCCACUGAGCUACAGAGUACUCUUAUGACCAAAGUUUAAAAGAGGAUCAGCUUCCACAUUCUUUCCUUUACCAGAAAUUUGCAAUAAAAAGAAUAGAAUUUCCAAAUAAA